UUAGCAAACAAGCUUAACAAUCAAUGGCAGGCACCAGAGUUUUUGCUAUGGCUUUUGUUGUUCUAUUGGGCAUUGGAUUAGCCAAGGCUGGGCGGGUGUCGAGACUCUCUGAUGCUCAAGGGAGUGGAGGGGGCGGAGGUGGUGGAAUUGUGGACGGUAGUGGCUCCGGAUCCGGGAGCGGCACUGCAUCGAGCCGGGUCGUUCCAAAUGAUGGCCAUGCGACUGCCGGAGCUACCCAUGCGGUUGCCGGAGCCGGUGGCAGCGGUGGUGGCGCAAGCCAGUACCGUGGAUCCGGAAGUGGAGCCGGGUAUGGCUCCAGUGCCGCUUCUAGCGAGUCAAGUGGAGGAGCAUUCGUUGGUUUUCCUGGAUACUCUAGCGCUGAUGGUACCGGGGGCGGUGGUGGCGGAGGACAAGCCGGAAAUUACGAUGGAUCUAGUGGUCAUGGAGAGGGCAGGGGCACCGGCUCCGGUUCUAGCUCCGCCAUGUCUACCUAUUAUGGAAAAGAGGAUGCAAAUGCAAGUGUUAAGGGUAGUGGAGGUGGCAAAGGAGGCGGGGAAAAUGGUGGCAGCGGCAGUGGUGGCGGGAGCGGAUCCGGAAAUGCCGAAGCAAACCCUUAAGUUGCCUUUUUGACAUGGCCAAGUGUUUUAAGUUGUCGCAAUCAUUCAUGUUUUCCUU
Hordeum vulgare subsp. vulgare (domesticated barley) is the source of this 675-nucleotide messenger RNA. Its product is annotated as putative glycine-rich cell wall structural protein 1. The record is from RefSeq and is a predicted model, not a curated record. NCBI's taxonomy places the organism in Eukaryota, Viridiplantae, Streptophyta, Magnoliopsida, Poales, Poaceae. Bases 24 to 617 code for a protein of 197 amino acids. The transcript has a single exon.